AUGGAAGGAGAAGGAGAAGAAGAGGACAUAGUUUGCUUAGAUGAAUCUUUCUUCAUCGAUGACAAUUACCAGCUGACCACUUUCACAUUUGGGUCUCAAGUUAUUGAGCUGCUUUGCCUCCAGUCUGCUUCAACUGAUUUUGAUCUGACUGGGCAACUGGUUUGGCCUGGGGCAAUGCUGUUGAAUGAUUACCUUUCAAAGAAUGCAGAGCUUCUGCAAGGAUGCACUGUUCUGGAAUUAGGCUCUGGGGUUGGUAUUACUGGAAUACUUUGCAGCAGAUUUUGUAGCAAAGUUGUAUUAACAGAUCAUAAUGAGGAAGUUCUCAAGGCAAGGUCAUGGUAUUAA
This is a messenger RNA of Prunus armeniaca (apricot), 345 nucleotides long. The record is from the annotation of a GenBank genome assembly. Lineage: Eukaryota; Viridiplantae; Streptophyta; Magnoliopsida; Rosales; Rosaceae.